AUUUAGGGUAUUUAAAAUCUAACUUUCAUGUAUACAAAUCAUUAAUUCUUUCUAGGGUUAAGCAAAUCAUCAAUUUUGAAUCCGUGAGAAUUUGUUUUUCACUAAUGUUAAUUCAAAUUAGAAAAGAUAAUAUGAAAAAGAAGUCUGCUUAUUAUUUUAACUAACAUUAACUGAAAAUCUAAAACAUUGUGAAUGUUUUCUGUGUUUUUUUUCUUUUUUACCCUUCUUUUUACACACAUAAAAGGAGCUUGCAAUUAAGGGUAUUAUUGACUUUUCAAAAGGAUAAAUUUGUCAUUUUCAAAUUUAUAGAGGCAAAGAGGUUUUUUGCUUUUUUUUAACAGUAAGAUUACUAAAAUAACUUUUAUGACAAAUAAAAAUGAAUUUUUAUGAUAAAUUUAGGAUAUUUGAAGAUUUUAAAGAGAUAAGAAAAGGAUUUUAGUUGAAGAGAAUAAUUAUAUGUUUCUAAGCAUUUUCGCUCUUUCAAACAAUAAUUAUCAAGCGUUUAAGAAGCAGGGGAUUUUUAAUAAUUUCUUAAAAUAAUUGAAGAAAAAGAAAAAGAAAAGAGAAAGCAAAGCAUGAAACGACAGCAUUUAAAACAUCAACUCGAGAAAAAGGAAAAAACAAAUGUACAGGGAAAAAUACAGACAGAGGUCUCUCCAGUAUCUACCCUUUGCUUAACUAUCCCAGCAAUCCCUCCCUCACCCCCUCACAGUCUCACCCAAAACUUGAGCCAUGGAUUUGCUCUCGCUCUCUUCCUCCACAGCAACCCCGCUCUUUUCCUCUCUAAAACCCACUCUCUCUCCCCACCACAACCUAAAACCACCUGCUUCACCUUUCCCCUUCCUUUUCAAACCCCUAACACCAUCUUCUCCAAAACUUUCACCUCUCAAAACCUCCCUUAAAUCCUCCCUAACCUUAACCCCAAUUCCCCAACUGGCCUCCCCUCAAACACCGGCCACCUCCAUGAGAGGGGCCGAGACGGACGCUAUGGGCCUCUUGUUGAGGGAAAGGAUUGUGUUUCUAGGGAACAAUAUAGAUGAUUUCGUGGCUGAUGCUAUUAUUAGUCAGCUGUUGCUUCUUGAUGCCCAGGAUCCUACUAAAGAUAUCCGUCUCUUCGUUAACUGUCCUGGUGGUUCUCUUAGUGCUUCAAUGGCUAUCUAUGACGUGGUGCAGCUUGUGAGGGCUGAUGUUUCCACAAUUGCCCUUGGCAUUUCAGCUUCAACAGCUUCUAUAAUUCUUGGAGGUGGAACGAAAGGCAAACGUUUUGCAAUGCCCAACACACGGAUAAUGAUUCAUCAACCUCUUGGAGGAGCUAGUGGGCAAGCAAUAGAUGUGGAAAUUCAAGCACGAGAAAUUAUGCAUAACAAGAAUAAUAUAAUUAGAAUUGUUUCAGGUUUCACUAGUCGCACGGUUGAGCAAGUGCAAAAAGAUAUGGAUAGAGAUCGUUACAUGUCUCCAAUUGAAGCAGUUGAAUAUGGAAUAAUUGAUGGAGUUAUUGAUAGAGAUAGCAUCAUUCCUUUGGCUCCAGUGCCAGAAAGAGUGACACCGACCCUGAAUUAUGAGGACAUGCGUAAAGAUCCAAUGAAAUUCUUGAAUCCUGAUGUCCCUGAUGAUGAGAUAUACUAGCCCAGAGCAUCCUUUACAGGUACACAUCACGGUUUGGAGUUGACGGAUUGUCCAUGCGUUUGAAUGGUCACCUGCGGGAGUUGAAACAGUUUUUCUUGCUUUGCUGACCAGCCGGACCACAUCAAAUUCAGUGGAUUGAUAAGCUGUUUCCAUAUCUUGUUUGUUACUUUAAUAAAUUCUCCAUUAAAAGAGAAUUAUUUGAUUAUCGUCCUCAUUUUGUACCUCACUUAUGAAUACUAUUGCAACUGAUUGAGCUUUAAAAUGUUGGCACUGAUUUGAUA
Messenger RNA from Populus trichocarpa (black cottonwood), 1907 nucleotides. Its product is annotated as ATP-dependent Clp protease proteolytic subunit 4, chloroplastic. The record is from RefSeq and is a predicted model, not a curated record. The transcript is spliced from 3 exons. Gene Ontology annotation, molecular function: ATP-dependent peptidase activity; serine-type endopeptidase activity; ATPase binding. Lineage: Eukaryota; Viridiplantae; Streptophyta; Magnoliopsida; Malpighiales; Salicaceae. Gene Ontology annotation, biological process: protein quality control for misfolded or incompletely synthesized proteins. Gene Ontology annotation, cellular component: endopeptidase Clp complex. Bases 733 to 1626 code for a protein of 297 amino acids.